This is a messenger RNA of Prunus armeniaca (apricot), 255 nucleotides long. The record is from the annotation of a GenBank genome assembly. Lineage: Eukaryota; Viridiplantae; Streptophyta; Magnoliopsida; Rosales; Rosaceae.
AUGUCGAUUGCUCUUGUGGGUGGCCCAUUUGACCUAUGUCUCGAGGGAGACAUGUCCAUUACUCUUGUGGGUGCCCCAUUUGGCCUAUGUCUCGAGGAAGACAUUUUGAUGAGAGUGGCCUGUUUGGUCUGUCUCGAGGGAGACAUGUCGAUUGCUCUCAUGGAGAUUGACAACAUGCAUAACGUCGAAAGUAACUUGUCUUCAACGGAGGUGAAGGAGGCUCGAUCACCUGCUUGGAACCAAGCUGGUAAGUGA